AUGGAGUACGGUUCAAUUGACUUCGUUGAUUUGUUUUCUACCCGGACCCCCAAUGAAUGCUGCUCGCCAGGGUGCUAUGAUGAGUGUUUCAACCAGUUGAUGCUGAUUAAGUCAGGAACUCUCGAUCUAAUGAUAUUCGCAUCCGUAAUCCAAAACCUCACUCAAUCUGACCAACAAAACAUUGCUCAGAAUCUUUUCAAGAUUCAUUCUGAUAAAAAUGGCGAUAACUCUAUUUACAAAGAAGAGUUUCAAUCUUUACUAUCGGCGAAGUCAGUCCAAAACUUCAACACUGUAUCGCAGUUCAUCGAAACAAUUUACAGUCUAUGGAACUUAAAACAACCAUAA
Molecule: messenger RNA, 345 nt
Organism: Trichomonas vaginalis G3
Lineage: Eukaryota; Parabasalia; Trichomonadida; Trichomonadidae
Product: protein serine/threonine kinase protein
Exons: 1
Coding region: 1-345 (114 amino acids)
Source: RefSeq, a predicted model, not a curated record